UUUACCCUAUUUAGGGUAUGAUUAAAAAUGCCUGACCUCGGACAGCUGCCCUACUUUGGAUGGAACAGUCUCGUGUAGCCGGUACACAAAAUAGUACAUUGCCCGAAAUUUCGGACAAAAAAUCCCAGAAAAUGGCUGCGACAGGCAAAGCAGGUAGUUUGUCAACCUGGCAAAAAUUUUACUCGGCUUUUCGUGUAUGGUAUGUAAAUGCAGCAGGUUAUCGCCAAAUGGGUUUAAGAGCUGAUGAUCUUCACAUGGAAGAAAACCAAGAUGUAAGUAAGGCUAUCAGUCGCUUACCAGAAGAAGUGCAGUAUCAGAGAAUUUUCCGUAUUAAACGUGCAUUAGAUUUAUCGAUGAAACAUCAAAUUCUGCCAAAGGAAGAUUGGACCGACCCAAAGGAGGACGUAUUUUAUUUGAGUCCUCUGAUCGAACAAGCGAAAGCUGAACGAAUAGAGCGCGAACAGUGGGAUCGAAUAUAAAGAUGGCGGGAUCGAAUAUAAAGAUGGCGGGAAUAUGUUAGAAUUUGUAUAUUGUUACUAGGAGAAAUAAAUGUUUGCAAGUCUU
Molecule: messenger RNA, 564 nt
Organism: Hydractinia symbiolongicarpus
Lineage: Eukaryota; Metazoa; Cnidaria; Hydrozoa; Anthoathecata; Hydractiniidae
Product: cytochrome b-c1 complex subunit 7-like
Exons: 3
Coding region: 60-479 (139 amino acids)
Biological process (GO): mitochondrial electron transport, ubiquinol to cytochrome c
Source: RefSeq, a predicted model, not a curated record